This is a messenger RNA of Phasianus colchicus (ring-necked pheasant), 3595 nucleotides long. RefSeq names its product small integral membrane protein 14 (gene SMIM14). The record is from RefSeq and is a predicted model, not a curated record. Lineage: Eukaryota; Metazoa; Chordata; Aves; Galliformes; Phasianidae. Gene Ontology annotation, cellular component: endoplasmic reticulum.
AGAUCCGGGUCUCGUGGCGGCUGACGUGUGAGCCGGCCCCAAGCAGCGGGGCCGAGCCGCGGGGCCGCCUCAGCGAGUCCGCCCGCCCCGUCCGCGCAGCGCCCCGCGGCCCUCUCUCCCUCCGCGGCCCCGCGACGGCGGCCGGAGCACGGUGUUCACAGAAAAGUUCAGGUUUAUCCAGAGAACCAUGGCAGAGGGUGGAUUUGAUCCUUGUGAAUGCAUUUGCUCGCAUGAACAUGCAAUGAGAAGACUGAUUAAUCUGCUGAGACAAUCACAGUCGUACUGCACAGACACAGAAUGCCUUCAGGAAUUGCCAGGACCAAAUUUCUCCGGUGACAAUGUUGUCAGCUUUGCCAUGGUAGUGAUGGCCUGGGUUGUGAUUGCAUUCGUCUUGUUCUUACUGAGACCUAGUAAUCUGAGAAAUUCCAGCACAGCCGGAAAGCCCACCAGCCCACAUAAUGGACAAGAACCACCAGCCCCACCACUGGACUAGAGCUUUCAGUAUCAGAGAAGUUCAGCAGCUAAAACCUUGCACGACCAAAUGAACGAAGUGACCAGAUUACUGCAAAACUCCCUUCAAUACUGUCGUUUUCUCAUUUAUAUAGUGCAGAAUUACCAUUCAGCAGUUAUGUUCAUGAACUACUUUUAGCUACUUCAAUUUUGCUUUUAUGUUACUACAAUUCCUAGUAGAUCAUAAUUUGAAUAAUGAUGAGGCAUUGCAGGGUUUUCUGGUUGUUAUCAUAACUGCGGACAUUCCACUCAUUGUCUUUCUGUUACAGCAAUCUUAAUUUCUUUGCAGUGGUUUCUGAUAUUCAUUGAAAGAAAAUUAAAAUUCCUGUGCAUCUAUAGUAAUGGGAAUUAUUACUGAUCUUUCUUCAGAUAAAUCCAUAUUUUUUCUCCAUUAUACUUUUAAGAGUUGCAUUAUAGUCACAACUGUUAUUUUACAGAUGUGGUGAAAAGCAAAGAAAUUAUUUUGUAUUUGCCCUGGUCCUUGGACCACUAAUGUAGUUUUCAGGGCUGUUGGCCAAAGCACGAAUUUUCCACUAGAAUUAAAUAAUGUGCAUGUGUAUGUGCACGCAAAGAAGUGAAUGUGAUAAUUGCCACUGUCAAAGCUUAGACAUAUGUAUUGAGAGCUGUACAAAAAACAGGAUACCACCAAAAAUUAAUUUAAUCAUGUUCUUUAGUAAAUGAUAUAUCUUAUUCAAUAUAUUGUCAAAAACAUAUAUUCCAAAACCAGAUUUGUUUACUUACUGAAUUUAUGAAAAGAAAAAUCUAAGUGAGAAGAACUUGGUAGAAUUUUCUGUCCUUCUUUAGUCUUUUAAUAAUCAGUAUCUUAAGUUUUUAUCCAUAACAUAACGUAUAUUGAGCAGGAUGAAUUCAUACCGAGAGGUUACCAAUUUCUGGUAUACAAAACAUUCUGGAUGUUCAGGUUUUUUCACCUGUAUGUUAUCAGCUAUUCCUAACAUUUCAUCCCUACUACUGGUUGUAAUUGUAGAAUAACGAAAUUGCAGGUGACUACGUAUGGCAUGUCUUUUCCCUCUAAUACUUGUGUGUAUGUGUGGUGUGAUUAUGCGUGUGUAUGUGUGGCUGUGCGCGUACAGGUGCACAUCUCCCAUUAUAGCAAAUGGGAAGGAAUUUUUUAUGUACAUUAAUUUAAGAACAUUUUAAAGAUGUACAGAAAAGCAACACUGUAUAUUUUUCUUGAUCAAUAUGAAAAAAUGAUGAAAAUAACAUAAAGAACAUUUUUAUGUUACCAACACAAAGCUUCUUUCCAUAACGGUCAGUAGAGCAGAUAAAUGGGGAUUCAAGGCCUUACUCUAGAAACCUUUUUUUUCCUUGAGGACUUUAGUUGUGGAGCUGAAAGGACUAACUGUUCAUAUGCAUAAAGGUUUGUAUUAAUGGGCUCUCACAAAAAUCUCAUUUCAGAUCCCAUGGUUGGUAGACACAGAUUUUUCCUCCUCAGGGCAAACGAUGGGCCAGCUGAGCCUCCUCGCAAAGGAGCAGUGCAGACCUGAAGAACAGCCUCUGUAACCUUAUGUAAUUGCCCUUUAAAUUUCUUUGGAAUAGUGUGCUCCCAAGCACCCCAGUACUUGUUAAAAAUCCAAACAAAUAAGUUCUCUCAGUGACAGAGAUGCAGUGCUGUGUAAAGCAAUGGAGUUGCAGCAGAGAAACAGGGAGUUUGUUCUGUUGUGUCUAAAGGUGUCCAGGCCACAAACACUGUGUAAAAAUGCCACUGGGACAAACAGUCUGACUGUGCUUGCUCUUUGCCUUCCUAGUACAUUUAUAAUUUGGAUGCUGUUUGGAACAGAAGUAGUAGUACAGAAUCAUUUUGUUGAACCAGAAAGAAGUAUGCAUUAUCGGCUACACUGACCUUUUCUCCAAGAAUUUUUGGCCAGAAUCCUUCACUACUGGAUGCAGAAAACAGGUUUCCAAUUGAUUUAAAAAAAAACCACCAACAACAAAAACCAACUACUGAAACAGGCUUCAUUUCAGCCAGAGCAAGCCAUUCCUCAUCCUGCUGGAGGCUGGUGAGAUUUAUAGCAGAUGCUCCUCAUUCAUGAGCAUCAUUAUUGCUUUUCUUAAAUGUCCAUGGAUGUAUUUAUGAACCUCACUGUGUGCUCCCAACUCUAGUGGUCUUGGCAAACAAACUUUUGGUUCAGAGUAGUGUUGUGUUUUACUUUUAAAUGAAUUGUCUUUGCUUGAAAUUCCUCUGAGUAAUUGUCCCAGUGAUUUUAUGUCUGUAUGCUUUCCUCAUAAAAAUUGCUAUUUUAAAUUUUCUAUGUAAAAGAAAAACAUUGGAAAUAUUUUAUUGUGAAAUAUUUUACUAAAGAGCCAGGCCACUAUCCCAAAUCAAAAUGUAUGCCUUUAAAUUCUGAUAUUUUCUCUAAACAUAACCUCCAGAUCACCACUCUUAAUUAAAAAAUGACUAAUGAUAGGACUGUUUUGCCACUCUUAUUCAUGUUAAGUAGUGCCUUACUCAUCUGGUAGUUGCACUGAAGUUUGUGGAACUACUCUGAGAUAAUGUACUAGUAGCAGCUUUAGUAAGAGUGGCAGAAAUCUGGCCUUUAGUGAUGUAGUUUGCAAUGGCAUAACCGUGUUAUCUUGGUUCCAGGUGCUUAUGAUAAAUUUUGAAAAGAAAGGCAGAAGAGAUAAGUGGGAUGCAAAGCUUCAGGUAUGAUUAAUUCUGCAAUAAGGGUUUUAAGCUCAGUUAGUAAGAGACACAAGUUGUAGCAACUUGGGAAAUGUGGAGGAAAGUUUACAAUUAUACCUUCGCUUAGAACUUUGUUAAAACAAUAGUAUUUUUAGAGUCUGCUUAACACAAUUAUUAUACUCUAAAAUGAGAAAUUGUAUGUAUUCAUGUAUUGUCUGCAGAUCACUUAACCUUGUAAUGUUCACUAUUGAAAAAGGAAGAGUGAUGAUGUGAUGUAUCUAAUGUAAAUCGGUGGUUUAAAAUGUCUGAAUUAUGCCAAACAAAAAAUCAUCUGUGCCAUUUGCGGUUUCCUAGUAAUCUUUUACUGAGUACUUGGAUUGGGAUAAAGGGCUUGUACUAUGCACUUUUUAUUGACUUAACAAAAUAAAUAGCAAUCAUUAGUAA